Neohortaea acidophila is the source of this 999-nucleotide messenger RNA. RefSeq names its product histidine phosphatase superfamily. Bases 281 to 937 code for a protein of 218 amino acids. Gene Ontology annotation, molecular function: phosphatase activity. The record is from RefSeq and is a predicted model, not a curated record. Lineage: Eukaryota; Fungi; Ascomycota; Dothideomycetes; Mycosphaerellales; Teratosphaeriaceae. The transcript is spliced from 2 exons. Gene Ontology annotation, cellular component: cytoplasm.
CACCUUUGAUUACUAGGAGUGAUAUCAACUGUGGAUAUCACAUGCGCAGUGUCGCGGCUUCUAUCGGCAGCGCUUGUCUAAAUCGGGUGUAGCAGAACUACCUACUUCUGCCUAGCUCCACCUCAUCCGGGUUGCGCGGAAGGAAUGCGACGUAAGGAUCCCCGGGUUCUUCUUCAUCACAUCUUGGCGCGUACAGUCUCGGCCGAGACUCAUUAUACAUAUAUAGCCCUGUUAUCGCAUACAAAAAUACCAAGCAGAAAAGAGCGAAUACUCAACUACCAUGCCACCUACACUUCACCUCGUCCGUCACGGCGAGGGCGAGCACAACGUCGAACCAACUAUUGAGAACCGUCAGAUCCGCGAUCCCUCCCUCACCCAAGCGGCGGUGACUCGCUGUCAAGGCUUCAACAACACCUUCCCGGACUAUGUGCACAUCGACCUUGUCUGCGCGAGCCCACUGCGCCGUACGAUCCAGACAGCCAAGUACUGCUUUGCAGAUCGCAUUCCCAAGACUACGAGUGAGCGGAUCCUCUUAAUACCGCUGAAUCAAGAGGUAACGGAUCAGCCAUGCGAUACCGGAAGUAGCGCUACAAUGAUUGAGAAGGAGUUUGGCGACUUAGUCGACACCAGCAUGUUAGAAAGCGAUUGGAAUGGGAAGAAGGGCAUUUAUGCUGCAACCACAGACGGCCUGGCCGCAAGGUCGAAAGCGCUCCGGAAGUGGCUGUAUAACCGUCCAGAGAAAAACAUUGUUGUCGUUGGCCACGGGGCUUUCUUCGACUUUGUGCUUGGAGCAAACGCGUACGACGUCUUGAAGCCUGGCUACAAAUCCUCAUGGAAGCACCGUCAGUGGCGCACUUACACCUUUUCAGUUGGUGCGGAUGGACCGUUGGUAGAAGAAAAGCAAUCUGUUGCGCGGCGUAGUGUACUAGAGUCCUAGGAAACGUCAUUCGCGUACAUUUAGAUCGCAGAUAGAUCAUCAAUAAUACGUUCGUAAUCCGG